UGGCACAUUUCCCAGCGUGUGACAUCUCAGGGCACCUCCUUGAUACGUGCGUAUCUGCAGGUGAUGGGUAUGUAAGGAACACACGGAUUAGCCUCUGCCCCCACAUUUUAGCUCUGCCCCUGUCACCACCAGCAACGUCGCGCUUUUUCUCAUGGGCAGGCACCUCAAAGUCCACCAAAAACGUAAAUGAGAACCGAAAGUCAGAGGCACCAAGAUGAGCCGCUUUGACCGUCACCGUUCUAGUUAUGACUACUACUACUACGCCGGCGCCGGCGCCGGCACCAGCCACUGGGAGACCAGGAGCUUCAUCGACGUCGACGACCGCGGCGACGACAACCGCUACGCGCGCAUCGCCCUCAAGCCCGGACGCCGGCCCUCAGCCAGCGUGAGCGUCAUCGACGACGGCACCUUCGACAGCCGCCGUGCCCGGCCCAGACCGUCCCGGGAGCGCGACCGGGACCGCGACAGGGACAGGGACAGGGAUAGAGACCACCACCACCAGCAGCACGGCAGCAUCCUCCUCCGGCCGGGCUGCACCGUGCCCCUCCGGACGGACCGCGCCCACCGCGCCCACCGCGACUCCCUGACCCAGGCCCUCAAGCAGCGCCUGAACCUGGACACUGAUAGGGACGCCGCCGGUCCGGGACCGGGCAUGGACUAUUACUACGCGCCGCCUUGUCCUCCUCCGCCUCCUCCCCCUCCUCCUCCGUCGUCGCUGCCGCGCGCGCGCUCCCUCUCGCUGUCGCGCCUGUCGGGCGGGUACUCUUCUUCCACCGAGGAGGAGGAGGAUGAUGAGGACGGGGCAGGCCGGAGGUGGGAUUCUGCUGCUGCUGCGACUGCUGCUGCUGCUGCUGUUGUCCCGCCUGGGCCGGCGCAGGACGGGUAUUACCGCCCCGCGGCGCGGGUCGGGUUGUCGACCAGUCCGCUCGGGCCGCUGGAGGCCGGGGGCGGGUGGUUGCGCUCGAGGGAGGGGUCGCGGGAGAGGGGGAGGGGGUGGGAGUAUGGGACGGGGAUCCCCGGGCCGUAUGUGGACGAUGUCGGCGGGGAGGGUGAGGCGAUGUUUGGCGAGGGGCUGGGGCGAGUGCAGGAUUUGCGGACUCGGCUUGGUGGUCGGGUGCCCCGGCCGAAGGUGGCCUCGACGCGGAAGGCGAGGAGCGCGAGCUUUGAGCGGCAUGCCCGGAAGGGGGCGAGUCCCGACGCCGGCUCGGGGGCAAGGGCUGUCUCGAAUCCGCCCCGGGCCGCCAGGCCGCAGUACGACCAGGUGCACGCCCUGAUCCUGACGUGGUCGUUCCACGACCUCCGGACCGAGGACUACACGGCGCCGCCCGCGGCCGACUACGUCUCGCUCGAGGAGGAGACGGUCCGGCUGCGCCACACGCUCGAGGGCUACGGCUGGGCGGCGCACGAGUUCCUGAUCCCCAUGCACCGGUCCGUCGAGAGCCUCAAGGCCAAGCUGAAGCAGUUCUGCCGCCUCGCGGCCGACGACACGCUGUUGAUCAUCUACUACCACGGCCACGGCGCACUGGACGACGACAACGAGCUCGUCUUCAGCAGCCACGACCACCCGGAGAAUCCGGAAUGGUCGAAAGCGGCCGCCGCCGAGCUCUACGCGGCGCUCCUCAGCGGCGACGCCUGCGGGACCCACGGCCGCCGCGACAGAUACCAGGAGCUGUUGAAGAAAUAGUUAGUAGUUACUUUCCUCUGCC
Molecule: messenger RNA, 1706 nt
Organism: Thermothielavioides terrestris NRRL 8126
Lineage: Eukaryota; Fungi; Ascomycota; Sordariomycetes; Sordariales; Chaetomiaceae
Exons: 3
Coding region: 215-1684 (489 amino acids)
Source: RefSeq, a predicted model, not a curated record